Fusarium coffeatum is the source of this 738-nucleotide messenger RNA. RefSeq lists its product as uncharacterized. The record is from RefSeq and is a predicted model, not a curated record. The transcript is spliced from 3 exons. Lineage: Eukaryota; Fungi; Ascomycota; Sordariomycetes; Hypocreales; Nectriaceae. Gene Ontology annotation, molecular function: hydrolase activity, hydrolyzing O-glycosyl compounds. Bases 1 to 738 code for a protein of 245 amino acids. Gene Ontology annotation, biological process: carbohydrate metabolic process.
AUGCAUUCCAAGGGCCUUCUCAUUGCGCUUCAAUGCGCCGCAGUAUCAUGCUCUGCCCUCCGACCACCGAUUGAAGCCCGCGCAGUAACAGACAUCCCCAAAGACUCAUUUAAUUCUCUUGAAACUUACUGGAACUAUCUUUAUCCCUGGGGCCCAACCCACAAUGGUGGCGCACGCAUGGAUGAAGAACACGUCUCCGUAACAGACGGCGUCCUAACUCUAACUGCUGAACCAAGAGACGACCAAGAAGAUCCCAUCCACUACCUCUCCGGCGCAAUCCACGCCAAAUCAACCUUCACUGUCGCCCCAGGCGGUGGGUACGACAUCAGCGCCGAAUUCAUCGCUCCAGUGGAUAGAGGAACAUGGCCUGCUUUCUGGCUUAACGCCGCAAGUGGGUGGCCGCCCGAGAUCGAUAUUGCCGAAUGGAAGGGCUCCGGCAAGAUUUCUUUCAACACGUUUAAUACUUCUGACGAGGUUACCGCUUUGGAUAGAGAUUAUCCGAACCCGGAAGAGUGGCACUCUGUUAGGGCUGAGUUGAGGGAUGAGAAUGGGGCGGAUGUAAGGGUUAAGUUUUUCCUGGACGGGGUUGAACAGACAACGCAGUAUGGAAGAGAUUACAUUGGUGCAGGACUUCGUCUGAUUGUAAAUUAUCAAACCGAGGGAUCUUCUGGUUCGCCUGGACCUACCACUCCAACCACCUUCCAGGUCCGAAACGUCGAAGUCAUCAGCCUCAACUAG